This is a messenger RNA of Ectocarpus siliculosus, 5104 nucleotides long. Lineage: Eukaryota; Phaeophyceae; Ectocarpales; Ectocarpaceae. The record is from the annotation of a GenBank genome assembly.
AUGCUCCGCCGCAACUGGGAAUGGGAGAGGGCCAGGAUGGGGGAAGACAGCGAGCACAGUCGCGGCAGGCGCAAGGGCACCACCCUCCUCAGGGCUCUGGUGGCCACGUUCAAGUGGCGACUGGCUCUAUCAGGGGUGCUCAUGAUCGGGGAUAGCAUUUGCCGCGUCAUUCAGGCGUUGGCGCUGGGGUGGCUGAUCGGAUACUUCGACGACGAGACUUCGGCGAGUUGGGAGGGCUGGACCUACGCCUCCGUGGUCGUGCUGGGCGGGUUGCUCAUCGGCUUUUUUCUCCACCAUUUCAACUUCGUGGGGUACAUGCUGGGCAUGCAGCUGAGGAUCAGCACCACCACCAUCCUCUACGACAAGAUUCUACGACUUCGCCUCAGCUUGCUGGGACAGAUUUCCACCGGGCACCUGGUGAACCUGACGACGACCGACGUAGAGGCGUUUCAGAAGGGUGGCACGUUCGUCAACUACCUCUGGGGGGCUCCCCUGCAGAGCUUGGUCAUCUUGUACUUCGGAUUGGACCAAGUCGGGGUUUCGUUUCUGGCGGGAUUUGCGGCUCUCGCGCUCAUAGUCCCCAUGCAGGGGGCGUUUUCCCGCAGGUUCUCGCAGGUGCGGCAGCGCGUGACAGUGCUGACCGACGAAAGAGUGAACCUGACCAAUCAGGCCGUCGCGGGCGCAAGGCUGAUGAAGAUCAACGCCUGGGAGCCCGCCUUGGAGAAGGAGAUUCGCAGGGUGCGCGCGGAGGAGAUCCGUGUGUUGCUCAAGGCCACCCUGCUUCGCGCGAUCAACGAGGCCAUGUUCUUCGUACAGCCCGCCGUCAUAUCGUGCCUCGUGUUUGCCACGUACCACUUGCUUGGAAACGUGCUCGCGCCGCGGCAGGUAUUCACCACCCUGGCGCUCCUCAACAUCACCCAGUUCACGUUAGGAAAGUUCCUCUACCUGGCCGUGCAGACCUCCAUCGAGAGCUGGGUGUCCAUCAAGCGGAUAGAGACCAUCCUGCUCAUGGAGGAAAAGACGGCCGAGGCGGGAGCGGCUUCUGCACCAUCAGCAGCGGCAGCAGUCGUUGUCGCAGGGGAGGCAAGGGAGGGACCGUCGAUGGCAGGGUGCGUUCGAGGUGCUCAUGAACCAGUGGGAGGUGGGGUUAGCGAUGGAGGGAAUGGUGCAGACGAGUGGCCGGGCCUGGUUUCGUUGAAGGGGGCGAGCUUCCGAUGGACCAGCGGCAGGGAAGAGGACAAGCACGCCAAGGUUUUCCGCGGCUUGAUAGAGGGCAAGAAGAAGCGAAAGGCGGCUCAGGACAAACGGAUCAGCCACGGCGCUGACGCUGCGCCUGUAGAGGAGGACAACGAAGCUGAAACCAACGCUGGAGGACUGACCCUUGACGCCAUCGACCUGCGGAUCGAGCCGGGGCAGCUCGUGGGAGUGAUCGGGCCAGUCGGCUCCUCCAAGAGCUCGUUGCUCAUGGCGAUGCUCAGGGAGAUCACGCCGGAGAGGACGUCUGGCGGGGCAGGGACGGCGGCAGUCCAUGGUGGUGCCGGCCACGGUCACGGCGAGGAACCUUGGAUUCAGUCGGGCACUAUACGGGAGAACAUCUUGUUCGGGAGAGCCAUGGACCAAAAGAGGUACGACGCGGUGAUACGGGACUGUGCCUUGGAAAGGGACCUCUCCCUCCUACCAUCGGGCGACCAGACCGGUAUUGGAGACAAGGGCGUCAACCUGUCCGGGGGCCAGAAGGCGAGAGUGGGGCUGGCCCGCAUGGCCUACGCGCAUGCGGACACUUACCUCAUGGACGACCCGCUGUCGGCGGUGGACCCGGCCGUCGGGCGCGAGCUCUUCUCCAAGGUGGUGUGCGGCAGGCUCAAGGGGAGCACGAGGGUCCUCGUGACGCACCAGGUGCACUACUUUAGGGACCCCGAGGUGGACCAGAUCAUCGUCAUGCACCACGGCAAGAUCGUCGGAAAAGGGAGCUACGAAGCGCUCGAAGCCAGCGGGAGCUUCGCCGCGCUCGAGCGUCCGACCUCGCCGACGAAAGCCACCAGGGGUGAGGCCAAUGUCGACCACGGUAGUAGUGCCGUUAACCACACCGCCGCAGGAGGAGUUUCCCGGCCCACCCGCGUCCGCAGCACUAGCAGCACCGGCAGCGCCUACCGUAAGACGCCGCCACAGGCGACGGCGCCGGCCCAAUCCUCCUCCACCUCGUCGCGCUCUGUCUCCAGCGCUGCCGCUGGCGGCAGGGGCGGCGCACCAUGUGAGGGGGGCGCCGCGGCGCGUGACGGAUGUUCAACAUCUUUUGAAACGGCCGCUAGGAAAGCCGGGGGCGGCGAUAACGCCUCGAUAGAACUCCACCGAGAUCAGCAGCAGCAGGAGAAAAAGGACGGUUGGGGUGUCGGAUGCAACCGCGAAGAUGACUUUCGGGGCGACGCGAACGGGGACAGUAACGAGGGGGGGCUGGUGACGAAGGGUGAUAGGGGUGCACCGCCGGAGCUCGUCGUCUCGGAAGACCAAGAGUCUGGGAGGCUGAAGCGCAGCACCUACUGGGAGUACAUCAGGGAGGCUGCCGGCGUCUGGCAGGUCGUGCUGAUCUUCUUAUCCAUGGCGGGAGGACAGGUGCUGGUGAUGGGGGUGACGGUGUGGCUGGCCAGGUGGUCGCGUCAGAGCGAGGAGGAGCAGGACCGGAGCCGGAACGUCAUCGUUCUCGCACUGCUUUCCGCGGCAGCGGUCGUGGUCGCCCUAUCAAGAGCCGUCCUAGCCUUCUUCAGCCUCGUCAAGGCUUCGCACCGACUGCACAAUCGAAUGCUCAAGCGGGUCGUCCGCGCGCCGGUCCUGUUCUUCGACUCCAACCCCGUCGGCAGGAUCCUGAACCGCUUCACGAAGGACAUGCACUUCAUGGACGACCUCCUACCAAUGACCCUCUACGACUGCAUCACGUGCAGCUUCAUGGUGAUGGGCAACACCCUCAUCAUCUUCUUCGUCAACCCCUGGGUGGUUCUCAGCUUGCUCCCAGCCAUGUGGUACUUUGUGCAUCUGAUGGGCUUCUACUUGAAGACGAGCAGGGAAGCUAAGCGGCUGGAGGCGGUAACCCGUAGCCCGGUGUAUUCUCAGCUGUCCGAGACGCUCGACGGCCUUGUCACCAUUCGAGCCUUCGGAAAGCAGCACCGGUUCCUUGGCCAGUUCACCGAACGGGUCAACUUGAACACGAGGGCCUACUUCGCGUGGGUGUACACCGCGAGGUGGCUGGGUUUUCGGAUGGACAUGGUGGUGAUCAUCGUUCUCACCGCCAGCUGCUUCUUCUCUGUCGCAGUGAACGAGUACAGCAGUUCCGUCGAUGCAGGGCUACUGGGAGCAGCGUUGGUGUACGUUCUUCAGCUGGGCGGGCUAUUCCAGUGGGCUGUCAGGCAAGCAGCGGAGGUGGAGAAUCAAAUGGUGUCGGUAGAGCGCGUGCUCAGCUACUGUAGAGUGCCGCAAGAGGCAAGUUUGGAGUCCGAGCCGGGGUACCAACCGUCGGAUGGAUGGCCGGCCAAGGGCAACAUCGAGGUUCGCGACCUGUCUAUGCGAUACCGCGAGGAUCUUCCCCCCGUGCUGAAGGGCCUAACCUUGUCCAUCAAGGGAGGGUCGAGGGUAGGAGUGGUCGGCAGGACGGGUGCGGGAAAAUCUAGCCUCAUCGCCGCGUUGUUCCGGCUCGUGGAGUACGACAGGGACAGGGGAGGAAUUGAAAUUGAUGGCGUGGACAUCUCCAAGGUGGGCCUGCACGACCUGAGGCCCAAGAUGUCUGUUGUCCCUCAGACGCCGUUUCUAUUUUCCGGCUCGAUGCGGCUAAACCUCGACCCCUUCGCAAAGCAGUCAGACGCACAAAUGUGGGCCUCGCUGGAAGCAGUGCAGAUGAAGACGUACGUGCAAUCGCUGGCGGGCGGGCUAGAUGCUCCCGUCGCGGAGGGCGGCGGCAAUCUGUCCGUAGGGCAGCGGCAACUUUUGUGCCUCGCCAGGGCGGUACUCCAGAGGUCUCAAAUUCUUGUGAUGGACGAGGCCACCGCUAACAUCGACCAACACACCGACUCCCUCAUCCAAGACGUCGUGCGGACGUCGUUCAAGGGCAAGACGGUCAUCAUGGUGGCUCACCGCCUCAACACCGUUAUAGAUUGCGAUCAGGUCGUGGUGUUGUCGGAGGGCAGCGUCGUGGAAGCAGGGCACCCUCACGUGCUUCUCCGAGACCCCCCAGCGUCCUGUGGUAGCGUUGCUGCUGCCCGUGAAACCACAGCCUCGGCUGCCGCCGACGCAACGUUGUCUUCGAUGGUUGACGAGACUGGCGUUUCCAGCGCCAAGCACCUGCGGCGCUUGGCGCAGGAAGCGUGGAACGCUUCGAACGGGAAAGGGGGCGGGGUGUAGCCGUUCUUUAAGAGAUGAUGGUGACGCCACUCCGAGGACUACGGGCUGUAACGGAACGGCACAUGUUAUCACUAGCGCUGCAAACGACAUGUGGGGGAUAUGGCGUACGCAUUGCGUUGGAUUCUGGCAACUACGUUGAAGCUUCAAAGAGACCGACACGCAACCGCCCGGCGAUGUCCACCGUGCCUCUGGGGUCUUGCAUGCGCCAAUGGGUGCUCGUAUGUGGAAGUUUUAUCAGUGUUGAAGUGGGAACAACUAUGGAGGAGGUAGAGAUCGUUGUGGAUGACCUGUGGUACAAAUAUCUUCCGCUCUUUUUUCACCACAAGAUGCCCAUAACAAUCCUCAACCCAAAGCCCGCUAGCCUAGGCUAUACCCUGGCUUGGUCAUAGACCCCCACGUCGGAUUUUGCCGAUAGGUGGAGGUUGUCUGCCAACGUUUAAGACGUCUGCCGUAUGGUGUGCAACGAGGAUGGUGAGAACCCAAUAGAGUUAUUAUGUGCAAGUGGGGGGUCGAGGAGGGCUUUCAGUUCAGCGGAUUAGUAUCUGGGAGUAGAGAGCGAGAAGCAGUUGGCAGACACACUGACAAAGCAUCUGGAUCGUGUUCAGUUCGCCAAGCUGAGAACGAUGGUUCAAGAACAUGGAGGAUCUCCGAAUUUUGUUGUAGGAGGUAUGCAUAUGAUGAGGAGGGAACAUUGAAAGAUAUGACGGUUGUUUCAGAC